Parnassius mnemosyne (clouded apollo) is the source of this 363-nucleotide messenger RNA. Lineage: Eukaryota; Metazoa; Arthropoda; Insecta; Lepidoptera; Papilionidae. The record is from the annotation of a GenBank genome assembly.
AUGGGUAAAAUAUUUCUUCAUCAUAUUGGUGGAACGCGUUUAUUUUCAUGUGCCACUUGUGAUGUAAAUCUAACUAAUCGUGCCGAGUUAAUUAGCACAAGAUUUACUGGGGCUACAGGGAGAGCUUUUCUGUUCCACAAGGUGGUAAAUCUGGUCUAUUCAGAGGUACAAGACCGAGUGAUGCUGACGGGACGCCACAUGGUUCGUGAUGUCUCCUGCAAGAACUGCUCUAAUAAACUUGGUUGGGUAUAUGAGUUUGCUACGGAAGAGAAUCAAAGAUACAAGGAAGGUCGAGUGAUCUUGGAGAGAGCACUGGUCACCGAAAGUGACGGCAUAGAGGAGAUACAAGUGAACGACGAUUAA